UUAAGGGUUUGAAUCGUUUUACAUACAAUUUUUUGGAAGAAAUGCCAAAGAGUUUUGUGCUAACUUGUCAUAUGUAGUUAGUUGUAACUACAGUUAUUUACUUGCUGAUUCGUUUUAAUGUGCUAUUCGUAAGCGUAAAAUUGAACGAUGUCUGCUGUGUUUGACGGGGCUCCGCUGACAGCGAUGCAGUCACCCCAACCUUCACAUAACUCCAUCAGUCCACAGGAAUUAGCCCUUGAAAUAAAGGCGUUCAUCAGUGGGGUUGAUCAGACGCAGGGUCGUAAACUAAGCAUCCGCGACCAUGCCCGUUGUGCUGUGCGUCUCCUUCGUACUGUGCCAGCCUGCCGAGGAGCAGCGCUGGAGCACCUUAGAGGGGUAUAUGACGAAUAUGUGAUCACCUUCUUGCAAGACCUGGAGGGAGAAGGUGACAAUGGAGUCGGCAGCAGUGGCAGUUCUGGCUUGGAGGACGUGAUACAGGAAAUCCACACCGUUUUGUCUGAGUUUGUCCGUCUCAAUCCUAAAGCAUGGGCGCCACUAGUUUCGGCCUGGGCUGUAGACCUCUUAGGGCAGCUGAGCAGCAAACACGCAGGCCGGCGUGGUGCCCCCCACUCGUCAAGUCUCAAUGAACUGCUGCAGCUGUGGAUGUCAUGCACAGCCACCCGUUCCCUCAUGGAGAGCUACUCCCAGUGUCUGGCAGCCAUGUUGGCCUGGUGCCCCGAUGCCUGUGUGGAUGCACUGCUGGACACUUCAGUGCAGCACUCCCCACACUUUGACUGGGUUGUUGCCCAUAUUGGAUCCUCCUUCCCUGGGACCAUAAUCAGCCGCGUACUGGCCUGUGGCCUCAAGGACUUCUGCACCCAUGGGUAUCAGGGGGCCGCCUCUCCUGAAAUGCCCAACCAGCAAACACCCCCAUUGGCAGAGAAGAGCAACCGGGUUCCCAAAAUUGGUUCAGUGGUCGGGAUCCUGGGACAUCUAGCGUCUCGCCACUCGGACAGCAUAAAAAAGGAGCUUCUGCGGAUGUUCCAGGAGAGUCUGUGCCCUGCCCAGCCUGCGUCAACCGUUGGGCUGAGGGACAGCCCGCUACAGCUGCGCCGGGCCACUGUGCCCUUCCUUCUGCAGCUGGCGGCUCUGUCUCCAACCCUGCUGGGUGCCGUGUCGGCUGAGUUAGUGGAGUCCCUGAGGCCGCCUGUCCUGCUGCAGCUCCAAGCCCAGUUCCAGGGCCUGCCGCGUGAGGAGCUGGACAACAUGCUAGGCCUGGCUGUGCACCUGAUCAGCCAGAGCCCUGCUGGCGGGCCCCGUGUGCUGCGCUUCCUGGUGGACACUGCCACGCCAGCCUCGGUCAUCACGUCAGGUCUCACGCCCGCCCCGCACGAGGGGGUGAGGGAGGCAUGCGACCGCCUGCUUCAACUGCUCCUGCUUCACCUGCACAAGCUGGUUUACAACCGAACCGAAAGUGAUGAUGGCUACCCUCUCUCUUCUUCCUCCCCCACCAAUUCAUCUUUCCCGCCCCGUAUGAUCCCCUUCCUGGAAGAACUGCGGGGACAUGUGAGAGAGCUGUGCAUUGAGACCUUGAGGCUCGAGCGCAAACGCCAUCUUUGGCUGCACCAGCUGCUGUGCCUGCUCUCUGUGUACGGGGGUGCGAGUGUAGCCACUGAGGCUCUGUGCCAACUUCUGACUCUGGCCCAAACCCCAGAGGAGCUGGCUUUGGCCUCCCAGCUGCACACUCCGCUGUCCACCUCUCUGCCUGGGCUUCUACCAGCUGCCGUGAUGUCUUGCGUGGCCCAAAUCCACACCCAGAACCUGGGAAGCAAGGAGCUGGGACAGCUCCUGAACAAUCUCGCUUCAACUGUGCAGAGUCAGGAGGAAGAGGGCAAGGGAGGGAGUGCCGGAGGCACGAGCACAGCUCAGUCCUCUAUGGCUGUUGAAGUCGGGGCAGCUGUCUCUAACCACCUCCAUGACUUUUGCCCCCUGCUUCUCCAUGGAGACUCGGCAGUGUCCCAGGCUGCUGCUCGCCUCCUGUCCUGUAGUCAGCUGCCUCGAGCUGCCUCUCCGGCACAGCUGCUCGUGAUCUCCCGAGCUGCAGUCGCACACUUCUUCCUGGCUCUCCGGCUGAGAGACGAAGGGAAUGGGAAAGCUGGAGGAGGUGGAAGGGAAGCGGUUAGCUGCUCGAUCCGCCUCCUGUCCCGCCUGGCUGCCUUCUCCCCCCUCACCCUAAAAUCUGUGCUGCAGCAGCUGGUGGAGGGCGCCUUGCACAGGGGAAAUGCCGAUUUAUUUGGAGGCCAGGAAGAAGCCUGUGAAUCCACUUCCCUUACCCCAGACUUAGGAGCCUCUCUACUGGACAUCAACUGCAAGUUUGGCACCACGGUCAACUUUGCAGGAAGUGUGUGGUCUGUGUUUCACGCUGGAGUGAUUGGGAAAGGGCUGAAACCACCCCACACCUCAUCUCAACCGGCGCCAGACCAGGUCACUGAGAAUCAACAGACCCUGUCUGCUGUUGUCGUUCGGUGCUGCAGCUCAAGUGGCAGCAGCACCAACAGCAGCAACGGUGCAGCUGGCAGCAGCGGUGCCCGGUACCACCAGUCGGACAUGCUUUUUGAAGAACCUGCGCCCAUCAAUGCUGAAGCUGCAAAGGUGAUUGCUGUGGCACUGGUGGAGAGCGUCUGCCCAGACGUGGCAAACGGGGAGCUGGCCUGGCCACCGGAGGAGCACGCCCGUACCACGGUGGAGCGAGAUAUUCACAUUCGCCGCUGCUUCGAAGCCAACCCUAUCCUCUUCCACCUCUUGGGUGUGGUGGCAGCUGGCCGCCCUGCCCUGUGCUAUUGCUCAGCAGUUCUGCGGGGGCUGCUGGCCACCUUGCUGGCCCACUGGGAGUCCUCAAGGGAAGCGGCUGCCCUGGACUCACCAUGGCACCUCCAGGCCUCCUGCCUCUUGGUGUCCUGUAUGGGGGAGGGACAGCUCUUGCCCCCUGUGCUGAGCAACGUGCAUGAGAUAUUCCCCCAUCUUACACCAUUUGAGGUCAGACUGCUGCUGCUGGCAGUAUGGGAGUACAUGCGGGGGAACAGCCCCAUGCCGCAGAAGUUCACCUUCAGCGCCGAAAAGGGGCUGUUCUACCGGGACUUUUCCAGGGAUGGCGAUCUGUCGCGCUACCUUGCUCCCAUCUACAGUGUCUUGCACAAGAACAUUGACCGCCUGGGACAUCUGAGCUGGCGGUUCCAGCUCUGAAAUCAGAAGACGCAAGUGCAGGGACUGGGAUGGGAGGGCCGGUGGGGGGGGUAUUCAAGAAAUUGGGGAGCUUUGGUAAUACUGAGUAGAUUAGUUGGAAAGGGGGUGGUACUGUGCAGUUUUACAGUUUAGGGGGGGGGUUUUUUGCCUCCUUUUGCUCUUAUACGUAAAAUCCUGAGUAAAUUUCCCUUUUGGUGGAUAGUUUCGUUUUUUGUUUUUUUGCAUUAUAAACAGGUCUUGUACACAGGACUAAAAUCCACGGGGAAAUAGAAAAAAAAUCUAGAGCAAAGCUAGAUUUCAUUGUAUUUCAUGAAACUUCAUUUUAAUUUCCUCAUACCAACCUCAUGUUGCAUUUAACAACUGUGUUAUUUUUUGCUAAAGUCAUUGCUGUUACAGAGCUCUGCUACUGAAGAAGAUUCUGAGCUGUAUGCCCUGAUGUCAGAUGAUCAUAAUGUUGUUACUAAUUUGUUGCAAAUUUCUGCAGUUUCAGGGAAGAAUUUUGGUUUGUUUUUUUUCCUUUUCACACACUUUAUAUGGGGAUGCUUAUUAAACCUUUCCGAGUUUCUGUUAGUAGUUGUACAUUAGUGUGUAUCAAUUUGUUUAUUUUGUUGAAUUUCAACCAGUUUCUUCAUAUCAUUAAAGCAAAUCCCAAAGGCA
Molecule: messenger RNA, 3879 nt
Organism: Conger conger (European conger)
Lineage: Eukaryota; Metazoa; Chordata; Actinopteri; Anguilliformes; Congridae
Gene: ints5
Product: integrator complex subunit 5
Exons: 2
Coding region: 148-3222 (1024 amino acids)
Biological process (GO): snRNA 3'-end processing
Cellular component (GO): integrator complex
Source: RefSeq, a predicted model, not a curated record